Geodia barretti is the source of this 548-nucleotide messenger RNA. Lineage: Eukaryota; Metazoa; Porifera; Demospongiae; Tetractinellida; Geodiidae. The record is from the annotation of a GenBank genome assembly.
AUGAAAAAACAAUUUGAUAAAUAUGUCCGAUUACUGCUGUUUCUUGAGAGGAGGUAUACAACAGGGACCUCCAUUUGUAGAGGGAGUGUCCACUGUGUGUGGCCCUCCGUGGAGGGAGGAGAGAGUGCUGCCCACUCCGUGGGGGACCAGAACACCUCUCAUCAGCAGGAAGGCCAGGAACAGGACCAGCACCAGCCCCACACAUAUCAUCACCAGGAACGGGAGAAUCAGAGUCAUGAACGACGGAGAAACCUUCUCCAGCAGUUGAGUCUUCCUGAUCUCAGAAUCCUGAGGGAAUAUGUACAUCUGCAUAGUGGUGAGUGCUACAGCAGAGAUGUGGAAGAGAGUGUGGCUGUGAGGGAAGAUAUCAAAUCUGCCAGGAGCCAGCCUCUCUGGGAUCUUGCUCACAAAGAAAAAGACAACGAUCCACGUUAGCAGGAUCGAUAGGAAAUGGAGAUGGAAGGUGGGCCAGAUGCAGUCUUGUCCAGUUGAUGCACACGACAACAUCCUCAGAGUGAAUGGAGUGAUACAGAUGACAUAGGCUGGAA